GGGCUCCAUCAGAACUGGUAUUGAAUUGAUUGUUGAUGGUGUAUCUGUCGGGUUUCUGAUUUCUUACCGUAUCAAGUCAAUACCAUAUUGUGAUUCCCUCCGACAUGAAUCUGACUCUUGGCUAUCAGAUAUUUGUUUACAUAUACUCCGUAUAUAUCGUAUAUGUAUCAAAUGACAACGAUACAGGGAUCCGGAUUCUGUCCAUGACACACCCCAUCAGUGAUCUCCAGGGGUUCAGCGUUCACAUAGCCUGUCAGUCCUGCUGAAACUCC
Molecule: messenger RNA, 272 nt
Organism: Aspergillus campestris IBT 28561
Lineage: Eukaryota; Fungi; Ascomycota; Eurotiomycetes; Eurotiales; Aspergillaceae
Exons: 1
Coding region: 105-266 (53 amino acids)
Source: RefSeq, a predicted model, not a curated record